AAGAAAAGUCCAGUUCAUGCCUUGUUGCUGAAUGUGCUCUAGUUACUCUUAUUGAAUUAAGGACGAGUUGCUGCCGGAUAGUGUUCUUUAUCAACUGCCGCUCUCCUCAAAAGAGCCAUACAUAGUCUAGUGCCUGUGGGGUUGGAUUGGAAAGGAGAGAGAGAGAAGUGAAGGAGCUCAAUUCAAGGAUAGAUCAAGGGUCCUCGAGGCGGUAUUAUGGGUAUAGUAUGGGCUAAGCUAUGGAACCUCUUUGGAAAGGAAGAAUAUAAGAUAAUAAUAGUGGGGCUUGAUAAUGCUGGGAAGACCACCAUAUUGUAUCAAUUUUUAAUGAAUGAAGUUGUGCACACAUCUCCUACCAUUGGGAGCAAUGUGGAGGAAGUAAGAUGGCGUAAUCUUCAUUUUGUGAUGUGGGAUAUUGGCGGGCAGGAGUCCUUGAGACAAGCCUGGAGUACCUAUUACUCUUCGACUCACUUCCUGAUACUAGUUGUUGAUAGCACUGAUAGGGAGAGACUGCAAGUCACCAAAGGAGAGCUUCACCAAAUGUUAGAACAUGAAGACCUAAAGAAGGCAGGUGUAUUGAUAUACGCCAACAAACAGGACGUGAAGGGAUCAAUGGGUGCAACAGAGAUCACUCAACACCUCAAUCUGACAUCAAUAAAAGAACAUGGCUGGCACAUACAACCUUGCUGUGCCCUCACUGGAGAAGGGUUAUAUCAAGGAUUAGAAUGGAUCUCGUCUCAAAUCAACAGAUGAUAAUUUAUAUUAAUGACUCUUUAAAUAUUAAUUUAAAUAAAAUAAUGAAUAAAAUAUUGACACAUCAUGUUAUUAUUUAUUAUUAUUGUUUUGUGACAGCAAUCUUACC
Molecule: messenger RNA, 862 nt
Organism: Amphimedon queenslandica
Lineage: Eukaryota; Metazoa; Porifera; Demospongiae; Haplosclerida; Niphatidae
Product: ADP-ribosylation factor-like protein 5B
Exons: 6
Coding region: 217-753 (178 amino acids)
Molecular function (GO): GTP binding; GTPase activity
Source: RefSeq, a predicted model, not a curated record